Syzygium oleosum is the source of this 873-nucleotide messenger RNA. RefSeq lists its product as uncharacterized. Lineage: Eukaryota; Viridiplantae; Streptophyta; Magnoliopsida; Myrtales; Myrtaceae. The transcript has 3 exons. Bases 265 to 594 code for a protein of 109 amino acids. The record is from RefSeq and is a predicted model, not a curated record.
GUGCUCCAACUUUUCCCUUGCCAACUUGAUUUGUGGAAAUGGAAUUCCAUGAUCUCCCCCACCAACAUCGUUAGUGGCUUUUCACAUGAGAAGAUAUAGGGUGUGAAAAGAUCUGCAGAAGACAUAUUUCGGGGUGAGCCCUCCACGAACGCUCUCCUACCGCCUUUUUGACUUGAGGGUCAUGAUCAUUACCGCGAAGAUCGCCGGCCAUCUAGAGAAUUCUGCCAUGUCAAACUAUAAAUUUAGUGCUUGCUUUGAGUUCCAAUGAGUGAGCACGGCAUUCACAGAUUCUUGGAGAUGAAGAGUUUCAGGGCAGGCACUCUUCUUCGACUGCUCGUCGUUUUGCUCGGGCUUUCUCGGAUCAUCUGUUCGACUUACGCUGUACCGGUUACAAGAACCGGAAGCCUAGUGCAGGAGGCUCGAGUUCAUCAAGUUGCAAGCAAUUCCAUCUCGAGGCCAGUACGGGGAGGAGUUCUGGGUCUAGAAAGUAUCCGUGGAAGGAUGGAGAUUGAGGUCAACGAUUAUCCGGGAUCGGGGGCCAAUAAUCGCCACACGCCAAAGCCCCAACUUGGGAGAGGAUGCAUCGACUGUUGAGUCAAGAUGUCUUAGCUUGUAGGUUUGGAUGUAGUUCUCGGAUAUAUAGACACAUUGUCGUAUAUCUCAGGGCAAACAUAACCAUGUUCCUUAUUCUCUCUCUCUCUCUCUCUUUCUAUGUUGCUGUAGAAAUUUAUUUUAGCUCUAAGGGGUGGCGUUGGAUUUCUGUUGUUGAGAUAUUGUGUAGAAGUAGGAGAAGGUAUGUCGAGAAAUUUUCCAGUCUUGAUGUCGCAGGACUAAUGACAGGUUCGUUAAUGUCAAUGGGUUUGCUUGUAUAAA